Molecule: messenger RNA, 240 nt
Organism: Acanthamoeba castellanii str. Neff
Lineage: Eukaryota; Discosea; Longamoebia; Acanthamoebidae
Exons: 1
Coding region: 1-240 (79 amino acids)
Source: RefSeq, a predicted model, not a curated record
AUGCUCAGGGAGUACCCACAUCAAGCCAACAAGGGAGGCAUCCUCAAACGCUUUGACAAAAGUGGAAGCUUCAGCACUGCCCAGGACUACUUUGAGAAUGUCUUUCUCAAGAAGCACACGCAACACUGUGUGCUUCUCUUUGGCGGCGACAAGAGCCUUGAGAAGGAGGAUGAAAUCACUGGCAAGAUCCUGGGCAAUGCAACCUACAGUAGGAAGCUUUUGGAGACCACAGCAUCUUGA